Messenger RNA from Suillus bovinus, 696 nucleotides. Its product is annotated as glutathione S-transferase C-terminal-like protein. Bases 1 to 696 code for a protein of 231 amino acids. The record is from RefSeq and is a predicted model, not a curated record. Gene Ontology annotation, cellular component: cytoplasm. NCBI's taxonomy places the organism in Eukaryota, Fungi, Basidiomycota, Agaricomycetes, Boletales, Suillaceae. The transcript has 4 exons.
AUGCCUCAAGCACAGAUCACCCUUUACACCGCAAAGAUAUGUCCUUACGCUCAAAGGACUGAAAUCGCUCUCGCCGAGGUUGGCGCUCCAUUCAAAAGAUACGAAAUCGAUUUAGGGAAUAAGCCAGAGUGGUACGCACCAAAGGUGAACCCUGCCAGCAAGGUGCCGGCUAUCGCUUAUGGUGGUCCCGAUGCUCCCCCAGAAAACCCUUCUCCCGAGUCUGUCAAAUUGGCAGAGUCGCUGAUUCUUGUUGAGUUCAUCGGUGAUUUGUACCCCUCCUCCGGUAUCGUACCUGCGGACCCUGUGCUGCGCGCCCAGGCCCGCUUCUUCAUCGAGGUGGUGUCCACUAAAUUCGGUCCCAAUUUCAUGAAGUUUAUAACCGGCAGCCCGGAAGGCACACAUACCGCUCUCCUGGCCGCCGUGGAAGCCAUUCAGGACAUUCUACCUGACGGGGUGAAAUAUGCUGUUAGCGACCAGUACACCAUUGCAGACAUUGCAUUGGCACCAUUCUGGGCAAGAUUGAACGUGUUGGUGCAGAAAGGAAUUGGUGCCUACAAAGAUGAAGACAGGAAGAACUUUUUGAAGGGUUUGGAGGACCCCAAGUAUGCGAAACUCAACAGUUAUGUGCAAAGAUUGCUAGCAAGGCAGAGCUUCAAAUCCACAUUCCACCCGGUGCGUCCGUUAAUCUUCCGGUGA